AUGUUAAAUAAAGAAAAUAAUAUUAUAUUCUUAUAAGCUAUUUAAGAAAAAUAGUAUAACAAAGCUUAUAAAAUAGGAUCACAAAUUUUGAAUAAGAACCCUAAUGAAUAAAGUAUUAAGAGAUUCAUGAUAUUUUUAUAAAAUAAUCUCCAAGAUUGUAAUAUAUUUAUCUAAUUUUUGUAAAUUAUUAAAGUGAAGAAGAAGAUGAUGAAGAGGAAGAAUAUGAAUAUGAAUACGAAAAAGAAUAUGAAUAAAAAAGAUAAAAUGUAAAUAAGAAAAUAUAAGUAUAAUUUGUUAUAAAAAUUAGCCAAUCAUGAAUAAACCUUAAAAAAAUAAGGAAACCAAAAAUACAUUAGAUGUUAAAUAUAAAUAAAUAGAAAUACCAGUAAAAGCAGUUAAAUAACAUUAACAAAUAAGAAAUGUAAAGUAAAC
Messenger RNA from Paramecium primaurelia, 432 nucleotides. Lineage: Eukaryota; Ciliophora; Oligohymenophorea; Peniculida; Parameciidae. The record is from the annotation of a GenBank genome assembly.